Acyrthosiphon pisum (pea aphid) is the source of this 2774-nucleotide messenger RNA. RefSeq names its product ribonucleoside-diphosphate reductase large subunit. Gene Ontology annotation, molecular function: ribonucleoside-diphosphate reductase activity, thioredoxin disulfide as acceptor; ATP binding. The coding region runs from base 276 to 2576 and encodes 766 amino acids. Gene Ontology annotation, cellular component: ribonucleoside-diphosphate reductase complex. The record is from RefSeq and is a predicted model, not a curated record. NCBI's taxonomy places the organism in Eukaryota, Metazoa, Arthropoda, Insecta, Hemiptera, Aphididae. The transcript has 13 exons. Gene Ontology annotation, biological process: deoxyribonucleotide biosynthetic process.
AUUGCUUAUUUAAAUCCAUCUUGCCGACUGAAGACUGAUAGUGUUACAUUGUAAUUCGUGUAAAAACUUAAACUAUAUGCCGGUUUAGAGACCAUAUGGCAAAUUGCUUUUCACCACUUCCGUUGGUCGUUAGUCGUUACGUUAUUCGCGCGUAUUAUACUUUAAUACAUUGUUAAAGCUACUGUUCAUUGUUCAGUAUUCUGCGUUCGAUUGAGAACUGUAACGUUUAAGAGUGCGCAUUAUUAACUUAAAACCGAUCCUAUCUCAGUAUUACUAUGGCUGAAUUAAAGAAGCAUUUGUACGUUCAGAAAAGAGAUGGCACUAUUGAAAAAGUUCACUAUGAUGAAAUUAUUGCACGUAUUAAACAGUUAUGCUAUGGCUUGGAAAAAAUUGAUCCGGCCGCAACGGCAAUUCACGUGAUCAAAAAAUGUCUGUUUGCUGGUAUCACCACAUCUCAACUAGACGAUGCAGCUGCUGAAAUGGCAAUUACUAUGGCUACUAUUCAUCCAGAUUAUGAAAAACUAGCAGCUCGCAUUGCUAUUUCUAAUUUACAUAAGCAAACUAAAGAAAAAUUUAGUGAUGUGAUUGAUGAUAUUCAUAAAAAUGAUGAUUAUUGGAAUACUGGUUUAUCAGAUGAUAUUUAUGAAAUUAUUAUGAAAAAUAAAGAUCGAUUAAACGAGGCAAUUAAUUAUGAAAAUGAUUAUAUUUUAGACUACUUUGGAUUUAAAUAUUUAACCCAAAAUUUUUUAGUUAAAUCUGAAAAUCAAACUAUUGAAAGACCUCAACAUUUGUUUAUGAAAGUUGCUGUAAGUAUACAUGGAGAUGAUAUUGACUCAGCUAUUGAAACAUACAAAAUGUUAUCUCAAAAGUUGUGUAUGUUUUCUCCAGUAGUUAUGCAAUUGCAGCCAGCUGCUAGAAAACUCAAUGUAUCAGUUAUAAGUCAUUAUUCAGUUGCAAUGAUAGCAGACAGCAUCGAUGGUAUUUAUGAUACACUCAACCGUUUGUCAACAUUUAUUUUGCCUUAUUCAAGUGUUGCUGUUCAUGUGCACAAAAUACGUGCUGCAGGCACUUAUAUUAAAGGCAGCAAUGGGAAAUCUAGUGGUCUUCCUCUUAUGUUGAAACAAUAUGAUUCCAUGGUCCAUUGUAAAGAAACAUUAGAAAGGCCUAAGAGCAUUAAAGGUGUAGCAAUUUAUUGUGAACUUUGGCAUGCAGAUAUAAUGAAAAUUAUUGACCAAAUUAGAAAGACUACUAUUGCAGAUAUAAAAUUAAAAAACAGUCAACUAGCCUUGUGGAUACCAGAUGAAUUUAUGAGAAGAGUAGAAAAUGACCAAAUGUGGAGUUUUAUGAGUCCUGAUCAUUGUCCUGGUCUUAUAGAUGUUCAUGGAGAAGAGUUUGAUAACCUUUAUAAAGAGUAUGAAUUAAAAAGUAAAAGUUUUGUUAUGAGACAAAUUGAAGCAAAAAAGUUAUGGUCACAAAUUAUUCAGUCUCAGAUUGAAACUGGUUUGCCACUAUUGUUAUUCAAAGAUGCCUGUAAUGCUAAAAGCAAUGAAUCUCAUUUGGGAACAAUUCAAUGUGCUGGUAGAAAUGGAGAUACUGUACAAUUUACUGCAUCUGAUGAAGUGGCCACAUGUACUACUGCUUCAAUUUCAGUAGAUAUGUUUUUAACGUCAGAAAAUAUUUUUGAUUUUUCCAAACUUAAGGAAACAGCAAAGAAAAUAACUUAUGAUUUGAAUAAAAUAAUUGAAAACAAUAAUGUUAUACUUAACAAGGAAGACCAAUUGAAAUUAGGAUUAAAACAAAAUCAAUUGGCCAUUGGAAUUGGUAUCCAAGGAUUAGCAGAUUUAUUUAUUAAAAUGAGAUAUCCUUUUGAUAAUAAAGAAGCUAGGUAUCUUAACAUACAAAUUCACGAAACUAUUUAUUAUGGUGCUUUAGAAGCAAGUUGUGAACUAGCUUCUAAAAAUGGACCGUACAAAACAUAUCCAAAUAGUCCGACAAGUAAAGGGUUAUUACAAUUUGAUUUGUGGAAUGUAAAACCUUCUAAUUUGUGGGAUUGGAAUAGUCUUAAAACAAAAAUUGCACAACAUGGACUACGGAACUCUCUGGUUACAGUUACUUCAAAUACUGAAGUUGAGUCAACCAUUUUUGGAAAUGUGAAUUCUAUUGAACCAUUAGAUACCAAUGUUAAACGUAGAUAUAUUUCAUUGGGAGAAAGUAAACCAAAAGAAAUUCAGGUUGUAAAUCCAUAUCUACUAAAAGAUUUGCACGAUCGUAAACUUUGGGAUGAGAAAUUAAUACCUGAAUUGGUGAAUAAUAUGGGUUCAAUACAGGAAAUUAACCUGCCAGAUGAUUUAAAACAAUUAUAUAGAACAAAAUGGGAAAUUGAUCAAAAAGUUUUAGUAACUAUGGCUGCUGACCGUGCUCCGUUUAUUGAUCAAUCACAAGCUUUUUCUCUUAAUAUGGUUAAAGCAAAUGAAGAUAUAAUUUCUGAAAUGCACAUAUCAACCUGGAAAAUGGGUUUGAAAACUGGAGUAUGUCAACUAAGGAUUAAGCAAACUGAAGAGGAUUUAAGAGAUUAAUGAUUUCUGUAAAUAUUAUGUUUUUUUUUUAAUUAUUAUUAUUUUGAAGUUAGGUGUAUAAUUUAAAAGUAAUUCUUGGUACUCAUAUUUUAUACAUUCAUAAUGUUAAGUGUACUUUGUAUUUUUUCAUAUAAUUAUCCAUUUAUUUUAUUUUAGUUAUCUUAAUAAACUAUUGAAUAUUAAAUUGGAUUAAAUUAA